AUGAAUGCAUUUUUUGACGACUACGUUCACUCUAGAACUACUCUUAAGCAAUUUGUUGACCAGUAUGAUUCGGCCCUUAGGAGGAAGGUAGAGAAUGAAGCAAUUGCUAACUUCAAUUCCUUUAACACGGACAUUCGGUGCAUAAGUUGUUAUCCUCUUGAGAAGCAAUUUCAAAGUGCAUAUACUCUUGCUAAAUUCAAAGAGGUACAAGAGGAAUUGCGAGGAUUUCUAUAUUUGACUACUAAGGAAAUGGGGUGUGAGGAUGGUAGAUAUAUGUUCGUUGUUGUGGAUGAGGUUCAAAUUGGUAAUGACUUAUUAAAACGUGUAACCUUUAAUGUGGAAGUUGAUCAAGAUCCCCUUGAUGUGAAAUGCAAUUGUAAGUUAUUUGAGUUUAGGGGUAUUUUGUGUAAACACGCUCUCCGUGUCUUAACUCAAAUGGGCCAACAUACAGUACCAUCAAAAUACAUAUUGGAUCGGUGGAGGAAAUAUAUUAAGCGAAAAUACACCUUCGUGAAAAGUAGUUAUGACACUACUAGCAUCGACGAUGCACGAAGGUACGAUAAAUCCAAAAUUGUUUCUAUGAACUGUGUUCCAAUGCUUCAGAGGCUGAGAGCAGUUGUGUUAAAUUGA
Molecule: messenger RNA, 630 nt
Organism: Juglans regia (Persian walnut)
Lineage: Eukaryota; Viridiplantae; Streptophyta; Magnoliopsida; Fagales; Juglandaceae
Product: protein FAR-RED ELONGATED HYPOCOTYL 3-like
Exons: 1
Coding region: 1-630 (209 amino acids)
Biological process (GO): regulation of DNA-templated transcription
Molecular function (GO): zinc ion binding
Source: RefSeq, a predicted model, not a curated record